UGCAUGUGUAUUCCAGUGAGUAGUGUUGCCUGCAAGAGAGGAUUUAGUCUGCAUGUGUAUUCCAGUGAGUAGUGUUGCCUGCAAGAGAGGAUUUAGUCUGCAUGUGUAUUCCAGUGAGUAGUGUUGCCUGCAAGAGAGGAUUUAGUCUGCAUGUGUAUUCCAGUGAGUAGUGUUGCCUGCGAGAGAGGAAUAAGUCUGCAUGUGUAUUCCAGUGAGUAGUGUUGCCUGCAAGAGAGGAUUUAGUCUGCAGAACAGGAUUAAAGUGAAAUCACGCACAUCUCUAAACCUUGAAAACCUUCAAAACCUGAUGAAAAUUUCUACUGAACCUGACCUUGAUAGCUUUCCCUACAAUCGCGCCAUCAAGCACUGGAGAACACAGAAGAAGAGGAGACUUGCCCGUCUGUACCAGCACACUGACUCAAAGGACAAUAAAUGCGGCAUUGCGGGUGAGAUGUGUCCACGAUGCAUUGUACCCUCGCAUUUGAAAAAUGAGAAAACAGGAAAGGUUCAGAAGCUAUGGGACUUCAAGACUGAGACCGAGCUCUAUGAGAAUCUCAAGGACUUCCUCUUCAAUCUGUACUUCAGACAUUUGUUGAUGAACCCUAAAGACCGCCGUAUGGUGGUGUGUGAGUCCCUGCUCUGUCCUGCUGCGUUCAGGGAGACACUGGCAAGGGUCCUCUUCAAACACUUUGAGGUGGGGUCUGUGAUGUUCUCUCCAGGUCACCUCACUACCCUUCUCACACUGGGCACGUACACAGCUCUUGUUAUGGACGUGGGAUACACUGAGACCCUCGUUGUACCUGUGUAUGAAGGUAUCCCAGUUCUGAAGGCAGUACAAGCCCUACCUCUGGCUGGACAGGCAGUACACAGGCGUAUCCGUGAGAUGUUGGUGGCAGACGGCAAGGUGAAGUGUGGACAGCAGGAGAUGCCUGUCUCCCUGAAGCUUGAAUUUCUCACAGAUGAAGUCAUUGAAGAUAUAAAAGUGAGAUGCUGUUUUACUACGAAACUUGAAAGGGCUGAAAAAAUCCAUGCAGUGAACAUAAAAGGGGAAGAUCCUAGUAAUUACCCAUUCCCACCCCCUGACGUGGAGUAUCCCCUGGACGGGGGUAGCCUGCUGUACGUGGGGGGUAAGGUGAGGGAACACGCCUGUGAGGUCAUGUUUGAACAGGACAAUGAGCUGCAGUCAGUUGCCACCUUAAUACUGGAUGCCAUCUUGCAGUGUCCAAUAGACAUGCGGGUGAUUCUAUCAGAGAACAUCGUGAUCACCGGUGGGACUAGUAUGUUGCCUGGUUUCCUGCACAGGGUUCAGGUGGAGCUUCAAAAGCUGGUACGGGAACCGAGAUACACCAAUGUGCUUGCGAUGAAGAAGUUCAAAUUCCAUGUGACACCUUGCAAGGCGAACUAUGCUGCUUGGUUGGGAGGUUCCAUGUUUGGUUCCCUGGAGACCCUGCCUGGUAAAAGCGUAACUAGGGACCAGUAUGUGGAGACAGGAGCCAUCCCAGACUGGUGCUCUAUGGCCAGCAACACAAAUAGUGAGAAACCAGUCUAGACACUUGUAGACAGCAACAGUAGGAACCAGUCUGGACACUUGUCACGCCAAAACUGAGAAACCAGUUUAGAAACUUGCAUCAGACGAUUUAUGUUUAGAAAACCAGUCUUGACUUUAAAAAUAGCUUAUACUUGUGGACAAGGAAACUAAACAAAGGCUAGAGUUUUUUCAUAAUUCCAUGAUUCCAAUUUUGGAAGAAGUGAAGCAAAACUUUUGUGUUAAAUACUUCCAAACUUACGCUUAUGCAAGCCAUGCAGUUAUGUGUUUACACUUUACACUAAGUCUAAAGCGAAUUGACCUUAAUAAGUAUUUAAAAUAAGACUUUGAAGUAUUUUUUUGGAAUCAAGCCAUAUAUUCAAAACAUAAAGAAAAUCUUGAGUUGUGGUGAUAUUAAAUAUUUAAAUUUAUGCUCCGGUUUGAUAUAUUGUAUUAUUGGAAGAAUCCAGUUACAUAUACCAGAAAAUGACAUUUUUAAUGAAAAAUAAAUUUUGAUUGAAUUAGUAAAAAGUUUAAUAUUCUAAGAAAUGAUUUUUAGAAGCUUUUUUAAAGAAAGCCUAUUAUUUCAAUAAUAUGUAGUCAACAAUUUAGAGUUAAUUUGCUUAAAUGUUGAAGAUACUGAAUGACUUAGCUCUGUUAAGUAGACCACAUGAAAAUUAACUACUGAGUUAUCUUUGUUGAGAAGAAAAUAUGAAGGAAAAUGAUGCUUUAAAGUGUGAUGGGUUACUUUUUUGCUUUGACUUGACAUUGUGUAUUAUGGUAUUAUUUUGUGCUUUUGAACAUUACAUGUACUGUGCAAUAUUGUCUUAUUUAAUGAAUUAAACUGAUUUAAGUCA
Dreissena polymorpha is the source of this 2382-nucleotide messenger RNA. RefSeq names its product actin-related protein 10-like. Lineage: Eukaryota; Metazoa; Mollusca; Bivalvia; Myida; Dreissenidae. Bases 200 to 1549 code for a protein of 449 amino acids. Gene Ontology annotation, biological process: retrograde axonal transport of mitochondrion. The record is from RefSeq and is a predicted model, not a curated record. The transcript is spliced from 12 exons. Gene Ontology annotation, molecular function: protein dimerization activity.